AUGCGUCACCCGUCUCCCCAAAGGGUAUUGAGAUCGACAUCGACAUCGACACCCCAGAAGAGAGUUCGACAGGCUUCCCCAUCGCCGGUUCGCCAGAAGAGCUUCAGGAAGGAGGUUCAACGGCCUCUGUCGCCGUCGCCAAGUAGACGGUCAAGCGGAGAGAAAUGCCGGGUUGCAACCGGUCUUAUCACAGGAGCGUCAGUGAAGACUGUUGGUCAUAAAAGCCGAUCGCCGGCCAAGGGUUGUGAGAUGAGGAAGGAAAAAAUUACUUGCAUUCAUAGGAUCAGUUCAAAAAUUGAUGAAGCUGCGGCGAGAGAGGCGGUGUUGAAUGAGGGAGAUUUAGAUUCGGCGGCGGCGAUGGAGGAUAUUGAUAAUCCGUUAAUCUCGUUGGAUUGCUUUAUAUUUCUAUAG
Cucurbita maxima (winter squash) is the source of this 411-nucleotide messenger RNA. RefSeq lists its product as uncharacterized. Lineage: Eukaryota; Viridiplantae; Streptophyta; Magnoliopsida; Cucurbitales; Cucurbitaceae. The record is from RefSeq and is a predicted model, not a curated record. Bases 1 to 411 code for a protein of 136 amino acids. The transcript has a single exon.